CAAACCCAAAUGCUCAACACGCUCGGCAAGUUUCUCGAAGCAAUUAUUGCACGUCGCAUCAGCUACGCCAUGGAAAGUGAAGGAUUGCUUCCUUCAAGCCACCUAGGUGGCCGUAAAGGAAUAUCCACGGAUCAUGCCAUACAGAUUAUCCUCGAUCGAAUCCGUGGAGCCUGGGGACGUGGCCAUGCCGUUGUAUCCAUGCUCCUAUUGGACGUCAGCGGCGCCUACGACAAUGCCCACCACCUACGAUUACUACACAAUAUGAAGAAACGACGUCUAGGGCACUUUGUGUCGUGGGUGACCGCCUUUCUCACAAAUCGAAGCACCAAGAUACGGAUCCCUGAGGGGAUAUCUGGCCAAAUUCCUACACCAACAGGUAUCCCACAGGGAUCACCAAUCUCACCGAUCUUGUAUCUGAUUUACAACGCGGAUUUGAUCGAGGAUUGCGCGAAUUUGACUAACCACACAACGACAAGCGGAUGGGUGGACGACGUGGCCCUGAUGGCCACAGGCAAUACAGAGUCAGAGACAAUAAGAAAGCUUCAAAAAGCUAGCGAGAUCGCGGAUCAAUGGGCGGUACGACACGUCUCGGUGUUUGACACUAAGAAAUAUCAACUAAUUCACUUUGUGAACCCACGAAGCACGACCAAUCCUGAAUCGCAGCCAAUCCAGCUUCGCGAUAACGUUAAAAUAAAGCCCAAGGAAGCUGUCAAAUAUCUCGGCAUCUGGCUCGACACGAAGCUGUGCUUUGACACGCAUCGUGAUGAGGCCAUCGCAAAGGCAGGCACCAGCUUGGAAGCCCUACGUGGCCUAUCAGGAUCCACGUGGGGGGUCGCAUUAGGCUCUAUGAGGAGGAUCUAUCAAGCAAUUGUUAUCCCACAGAUGCUUUAUGGCGCUGCGGCCUGGUUUCAACCAGGCCUCAUGAGCCAGAGGCAAAUCUCACAAACCAUAAGCAAAUUUGCAAUCACCCAAAAGCGCGCGGCGUGCCUAAUCAGUGGAGCUCUUCGUACAACGGCUGCGGAGGUCCUCAAUAUAGAGCUUCACUUAAUGCCAAUCCGAUUGCAACUGGACCAACUCACAAAGGCUACAGCUAUACGGAUUCGUACAGGCCCUGCCUUUGCGAUCCCUGACGGCCUAGCAAUCGACGUACUGAUGACGAACUCAAGCUCGGCGGAUACACUCCCAUGGAAGCUCAUGCUUGGAAGAAGGGCGGAUGCUUAUUGGCUCCCCCGGGGACCUUGGCAGGGCGAAGGGAGAGCCGACUCGCACGGCAGUGGAUAUCAAGGCUAUAUUGGCACGUCCAUGGUCAUCCCGGCCUUUGGAAAACAACGAACAGAGUGUAUUGGUACGGAAGGCACCUCAACCGUGUAUGCAGCUGAGGCCUGCGGCAUCAAAUUUGCGCUAGAAACCGCGCUUCAGAUCGCGGAUCAGAAUAUACAAACCAAGAAGCUAGUUAUCUUCUCAGAUAGCCAAGCUGCGCUCAGAACCCUCAUGAAUCCGCGUAUGGUCUCUGGCCAAACGUACAUUUAUGACUGUAUCGAUUCACUAAGAAAGUGCAUUGAUGAGGAUAUCGACGUGACGCUGAGAUGGAUUCCAGGCCAUGAGGGCAUUCCCGGAAACGAAGCCGCAGACAGGGCUGCAAAACGUGCAGCUCUAAUAGGUGCACGAAGGCAGAUUGUGCCAGGAGAUAUCGGUAACUGGACCAUACUCGCAGCAGCUGCAAAGCGCAGAAUACGCCAAUCAACCAAGGAUGCCUGGGAGAAACAGUGGGACAAGCAAAAGGCAGGGAAACCUACCAAAAAACUUGUCACUCAGCCUUCCAAGCGCACACUCCAAUAUUGGACCUUUCUCCGCAAAGCAACAUCGUCAAUACUGAUACAGCUGCGUACCGAACGAAUCGGGCUGGCGCACUAUCUGUGGCGAAUCAACAGGCGAGAACAGCCAUACUGCGCCUGCGGCCUAUCUGGUCAAUCAGUACGACAUAUCCUCAUGGAAUGCCCACUGUAUGAGAAUGAACGCGGUCUCAUGUGGUCACGAAUCAAGGGAUUCCGACGCACAACAGAUCUGCAAGCAUUACUCAAGGAAAAAAAGGCCGCAAUUGCAAUCGCGCAGUUCAUCAUUGAUACGCGAGUGCUUGAUCAAUUCCGUGAGGUAGAUCCGGAAGCAGUUGGCACCUAUGAAAGCACAGAAACAGCGGCUCAAUUGGAGCCUGCAAAUGACAAGGACACUGACGUGGGAACAUUAAGGACUAGGAUUGAUAUGAAUAUGAGCUUUGGAUCAAGCGAUUCGGAACCAGCCAACGGGGAUGCGACGUAG
Talaromyces stipitatus ATCC 10500 is the source of this 2316-nucleotide messenger RNA. RefSeq names its product reverse transcriptase, putative. The record is from RefSeq and is a predicted model, not a curated record. Gene Ontology annotation, molecular function: RNA-DNA hybrid ribonuclease activity; nucleic acid binding. NCBI's taxonomy places the organism in Eukaryota, Fungi, Ascomycota, Eurotiomycetes, Eurotiales, Trichocomaceae. The transcript has 3 exons. The coding region runs from base 10 to 2316 and encodes 768 amino acids.